CACCCUUAUUUGGCUCCACACACUUUUGAGGCACUAAAUAAGUCUCAGGGAAAUACUGUCCUGCAUGGGCCAAGUGAGUUUCCUGAUGAGAUGCGCAUUGAGGCUACAGCCUGGGCCAUUCCUCCGUGGUGCGUAAAGCUCUCUGGGUGUUUGCUGCGGGCUGGGUGUCCCUUCACAUGUCGGAUUUAGCUGUGCAGCAUUACUUGGUGGAUCAGCGGAUUGUCUGAAAAGCUGGUGCAGCAACUUUUCCCUGCAUAUUCCCCCCCCCACCAGAAUAUGUCGUUGACCAACACAAAGACGGGCUUUUCUGUAAAGGACAUUUUGGACCUUCCUGACACAAAUGACGAAGAAGGAUCUAUCACCGGAGCGGAGGAAGACACGGAGGGAUCGGAGACCACGUCCACGACAAAAAACACUGGAGUUUUGGUGCAAAGUCCUCUAGAAAACGUUCAAAAUCUGCCUUUAAAGAACCCCUUUUAUGACAGCAGUGACAAUCCUUACACACGAUGGCUUGCUACUACGGACAGUAUUCAAUAUUCAUUGUUUCUCCCGUUUCUUGCCGCAGUGCACGGCCUAUCCGCCAGCUCUCAGGACUCGGCCAAGUCCCCGGAGCCGUCCGCGGACGACGAAUCGCCGGACAACGACAAGGAAACUUCCAGCAGCGGCGGCAGCGACUCCGGCAAGAAGCGGAAAAGGAGGGUGUUGUUUUCUAAGGCGCAGACCUACGAGCUGGAGCGCCGCUUCAGGCAGCAGAGGUACCUGUCCGCCCCGGAGAGGGAGCACCUGGCCAGCUUGAUCCGCCUCACCCCGACCCAGGUGAAGAUCUGGUUCCAGAACCACCGGUAUAAGAUGAAGAGAGCCCGGGCCGAGAAAGGUGGCGGGGUGGCGUUAUUAGGGUGCAUGGUGCUGUGUGAACCAGAGCGAAUCCACACAGCAAAUCCACAAGUUUUACUUAGUGGGACAGAGCGUCUACAGGGUAUUGUUCAGAUCAGCCUCCCAUCUGCAUGAGAAGACCCUGGCAAGCUGAGAGCUGUCUAACAUGCGCCAGUAUCUGCGGGUUUAAACAAGGAAGAAACAGAAGAGCUGCAGCUUGAUGACAGUUUUCUGUGGAGCUUAAGGAAAGAGAGAAAGAUCCCUGCAGCAUCUUUGAGCAUCUCCAACUUCUGUCAUGUUGUGUUCAUCUAUAAUGUGAAUAAAAUGGGAUUCUUUUUCUUACCUUUGAAUUGUAUCCAAUUCGAAAGCAAAGAAUAGUCAUUUGUAUUAUGUAUGAUUAACACAGAAAAAUUAUAAUACAGUAUGUGCCUGCAACAAGUCUAUUUAUUUCACGACAAAUAAGGAGUUCAUUUCAUAAUCAGCAUUGCAUUGUAUUUUUUCAAAUGCAUUCACAAUUUGAAGAUGGCAUAUUUCAUAUCUUUAAUUUAUGGAAUAAUUGCUCACUAAUUAACCUCUAAAUCUGUUUACAAUUUAUUCCCUUGUCUGUCAGUAUCCUAUACAAAAAAUCCUUGAUGUUCAUCUGGCAGUUUAGUUUGAAUUUGUUAGUUUGCUAAAUAAGAAGACAAAAUUUAGUGUGUGAAAUUGAAAAGGGGAAGAAUUUACUUAACAGUCUGGUAAAACUAUGGCCAUAAAAUGAUUGUGUCAUGCAGUAUUAAAUACCCCCAUAUUUUACAUCUGUAUGACAUGUAUCAUUUGAAUCAUUUACAUGUAUCCAGCAAAUAAACAUUCUGACAAUAUUGUCUAAUUGGUUUUACAAUUUGCUCUCCUGCUCCUUACUCUGAGGUGUAACACUUGCUUUUAGCUGCUUUUCAUUAUCAGCUGUGUACAAUGUAGUUCUUUCACAUGCACAUGGAGAGAAAAUGCUGAACCCAUUUGCUUAAGUGUCCUUGUCUCCAUGUAAGGUCAUUUUCACAAGCUUCAUUUGUCAGGAGUGUAAGUAGACGUAGCAGAGUUUUAGCUCCUUUCUUGUUCCGAAUCAGACUGAAACGGAGGAAAGGCUAAGGCAGGGCUGAGUAAUGCACUUUUUCUGAAUAUUAAAGUGCUAAUAGUAAUAUUCAGCAGAGUCUGUGAACAAGAUCUUUUAAGUGCUUCACAUUGAAAUAAACAGAUCUGUGUUUAGCUUCCAUUCUCGCUUCCUUGAACAAGACAAAACAUGCAGCAGUGUUUUGUUGUGGGAGACGCUGAUAGUGCAGUUCUUAAAUUGUGGUAGUGGUAGGUCUGAGUUUAAAAGUACUACAAAUGAGCAGCAGCCAGUUUAGAGUCAUCUUUGUGAAAAAGGAGUGAGCGUCAAGGUUCUUGACUUUGCUGAAUGUUGAGAUUAGGAAAACAGCAGAGUCUGCAGUGCACGCACGGAUACUAGUCACGAGCUGAUCCGGUAGAGUGCUCAGACAGAGAGAGUUUUUUUUCUUCCCAGGUACCUUACGCCAUCCGUCUACCAGUAUUCCAUGACUACGGCCAUGUAAAAAUGUCAUCAGCAUGGGGAAUGAAAUAAAGGACUACAGAAACGCAUAAUGGCUUUUUUAUUUUGGUCACUUUUUUUCUACAGAGUGGGCUUAUAAUGUAUAGAAUGGUCAUUAUUACCAUUUGAAAGUUUAUGAUACACUGUAUGUAGGCUAUCAAUAGGAAGCCAGUUUCAUAGCUUCAUUACACAUUUAAGUAGCAUAAGAUCUCACCAGGUGUAAGAAACCCGGACAGUGGAUUUUUUACUCUAAGUUUGAGCAAAACAUACAGUCCAGUAGAUUCAGAAUACAUCAAUAAGUCAUAUUCUAACAGUGGAUACCCCAUCUACAUCUCUGAGAGUACGACAGUCAGUGUAAAAAAAAAAGGGUUAUUGAGAGCUAUUAAUAACUAAAUGUGUCUCAGGCAGAACUGUUUAAUUCAGCUUCCUCCUGCUCUCACUGGUGUGCAAACUCUGGUACAUUACUGGGGAAAAAAAAAAAAUAA
Siniperca chuatsi (mandarin fish) is the source of this 2937-nucleotide messenger RNA. It is a transcript of the gene nkx2.2a, whose product is annotated as NK2 homeobox 2a. Gene Ontology annotation, biological process: cell differentiation; regulation of transcription by RNA polymerase II. Gene Ontology annotation, cellular component: nucleus. Gene Ontology annotation, molecular function: DNA-binding transcription factor activity, RNA polymerase II-specific; RNA polymerase II cis-regulatory region sequence-specific DNA binding. The record is from RefSeq and is a predicted model, not a curated record. The coding region runs from base 277 to 1008 and encodes 243 amino acids. Lineage: Eukaryota; Metazoa; Chordata; Actinopteri; Centrarchiformes; Sinipercidae. The transcript has 4 exons.